CUGAGACGUGGUUGGGAUGCCAAGUUUUUCUCAGGUCCUUACUAUAAAACGCUAACCCGUUUCCUUUUCUUCUCUCAAGCCUUGUAAAGUCUCCUCACUUUGAAGCCAGUUUCGCAGUAGGUAAUCCGGCGACGUCUGUAGUUGAUUUUGGCAGAGUUUCUUCUUCACAUUCGUCGAUUUGAGAAGGUGUACCUCCAUAUCGGCUUCUGCCAUUAAUGUUCGAUAAGAUUGGAGAACUAGCCCUUGAAAGCAUUUCCUGAAUUCAAAAUCGCGAAGUAAAUUUAGAAACUCAAAUCCAGUUGUGUUAGGGCAAGACAUUGGUGAUGACGGUUGAAGUGUUCUGAGUUCAGAAUCUCAUUUUACGGAAAUUUAAGAUCAAAGUUGGAGAGAACAUUCUUUCUUUCAGGAAGAUUAUAGAAGACAUGGUAUCAGACAAUAAUGGGCAUGUUCUUAUGCAAAAGUAUGAAUUAGGAAGACUGUUAGGGCAAGGAACAUUCGCUAAGGUUUACCAUGGCAGAAAUAUCAGAACUUCGCAUAGUUUUGCUAUAAAGGUGAUCGAAAAAGAGAAGGUCUUCAAGGUAGGCCUCAUAGACCAGAUAAAGCGAGAGAUUUCAGUUAUGAGAUUACUAAGACAUCCAAAUAUUGUUCAGCUUUAUGAGGUGAUGGCAAGCAAAACCAAGAUCUAUUUCGUCCUUGAAUAUGUUAGAGGCGAAGAGCUGUUCCAUAAGAUUUCCAAAGGCAAGCUAAAGGAAGAUGUUGCUAGGAAGUAUUUUCAGCAGCUGAUCAGUGCUGUAGAUUUCUGUCACAGCAGAAGGGUUUAUCACCGGGAUUUGAAACCUGAGAACCUGCUCCUGGAUGAAAAUGAGAACUUAAAAGUUUCAGAUUUCGGACUAAGCGCCCUUGCAGAGUCGAAGAGGCAAGAUGGCUUGCUGCACACUGCCUGUGGAACUCCUGCAUAUGUUGCUCCAGAGGUAAUUAAUAGAAAAGGAUAUGAUGGUGCAAAGGCUGAUAUUUGGUCUUGUGGAGUAAUUUUGUUUGUUCUCAUGGCUGGUUUUCUCCCCUUUCAUGAUUCAAACCUGAUGGAGAUGUACAGGAAGAUAGGAAAUGCCGAAUUUAAAUGCCCGAAUUGGUUUCCACUAGAUGUUAGAAGGCUAAUAACAAAAAUUCUUGAUCCAAAUGCAGAAACCAGGGUCUCAAUUGAAAAAAUAAAAGAAAAUUCAUGGUUUAAAAAGGGGUAUGAUGCAAAGCAGAUGAACAAAGACACAGAAGCAAGAGACUUGGUUCCGCUUGAUGUCAAUGCAGCUUUCAAUUCCUUUCAGUUUACUGCAGCAGAAGAAAAUCAAGUAAUGGAGAACAGAGAGAUUGGGAAGCCCGUAAAAUUGAAUGCUUUCGACAUCAUUUCUUUUUCAGCACUCAAUCUUUCUGGUUUGUUUGGCGAUGCUGACUGCAAGAGGGAAGCAAGAUUCACAUCCACUAAGCCGGCAUGGACCAUCAUCUCAAAGCUUGAAGAAGUUGCCAGGAAAUUAAGGCUGAAGAUUAAGAAGAAGGAUGGAGGAGUUUUGAAAAUGGAAGGAUCUAAAGAAGGUUUAAAGGGAGUUUUGGCCAUUGAUGCUAAUGUUUUUGAGGUGACUCCUUCGUUUCAUCUGGUAGAGAUUAGUAAAAGCAAUGGUGAUACAUAUGAGUAUCAGAAGCUGUGGAAGCAGGAUAUGAGACCAGGCCUUAAGGAAAUUGUGUGGGCAUGGCAAGGUGAUGGUGCCUCAGCUUAGUGGCUAUAUAGUUGCUGCAACACUGGUAGUGAUAGAUUCUAUUAGGCCAAUUUUCAUUCUUUUUUAAAAGGGCUCUAAAUUGUUACUUUUUUUUCUUUGUUUUUUUUUUUUGUAGUGGUUUUGACCUUCUGUGUCUGUC
Molecule: messenger RNA, 1905 nt
Organism: Phalaenopsis equestris
Lineage: Eukaryota; Viridiplantae; Streptophyta; Magnoliopsida; Asparagales; Orchidaceae
Product: CBL-interacting protein kinase 18-like
Exons: 2
Coding region: 423-1766 (447 amino acids)
Biological process (GO): protein phosphorylation; signal transduction
Molecular function (GO): ATP binding; protein kinase activity
Source: RefSeq, a predicted model, not a curated record